ACAGCCAAUUAUGACAAAGAUUUUAAAUACGGUUUCUGUCCCAACAGAGACACAGCGGUUGUUGGCGGAAACUCAGCAGGAGACCCUUGCGUAUUUCCCUUUACAUUCCUGGGGAAAACCUACAGCCAGUGUACCACCGAAGGCCGAGGGGAUGGGAAGAAGUGGUGUGCUACAACCUCCAACUAUGACCAGGAUAAGAAAUGGGGCUUCUGCUCAGACCAAGGUUACAGCCUUUUCCUGGUGGCAGCACAUGAAUUUGGCCACGCAUUAGGCCUGGAUCACAGCAGUAUCCCAGAUGCUCUAAUGUAUCCCAACUACAAGUAUGAGAGCGACUUCCAUCUUCACUCUGAUGACAUUGAAGGGAUCCAGUAUUUGUAUGGUGCUGGAACUGGUCCAGAUCCUUCUCCACCAAAGCCCACCAAGAAACCCAAAACAACAACUCCUUCACCCACCACACACUGCUACACCAACUACCACUGAAAGUGUGGAGCCCUCCGAUUCCCCAGUAGACCCAACACAAGACCCCUGUAAAGUGAAGGAAUUUGAUGCCAUUGCAGAAUUACAAGGGGAGCUCCACCUCUUUAAGGAUGGAUUGUACUGGAAACUACCAGCCAGUGGGCCCCCUAAGUCUUCAAAGAAAAUCUCAGACACUUGGCCUGAACUUCCUGCCAAUAUUGAUGCAGCAUUCCAGGACCCCCAAAGCAAGAAGAUUUUCUUUUUCUCAGGACGCAAAUUCUGGCAGUACACAGGAAGCAGUGUUUUGGGUCCACGGAGUCUCGAUAAGCUGGGCUUUGGCAAAGAUGUGGAUAGAAUCUUGGGCGCUAUUACCCGGGAUAAUGGGAAAGUCCUGUUAUUCAAUGGUGAUAGAUACUGGAGGCUUGAUGUGAAAUCUCAGACUGUGGAUAAGGGUUACCCACGCAACACAGAUGAUGACUUUGCUGGUGUUCCCAGUGAUUCUCACGACAUCUUUGUGUACAAAGGUAAAUACUACUUCUGCCAAGACCAGUUCUUCUGGCGCAUGACAUGGCGCAAGCAAGUGGAAAAGGUCGGAUACGUGAAAUACGACAUUGUCCGCUGUCCAGAGCAAAGUUAA
This is a messenger RNA of Staurois parvus, 1093 nucleotides long. NCBI's taxonomy places the organism in Eukaryota, Metazoa, Chordata, Amphibia, Anura, Ranidae. The record is from the annotation of a GenBank genome assembly.